This is a messenger RNA of Prunus armeniaca (apricot), 684 nucleotides long. NCBI's taxonomy places the organism in Eukaryota, Viridiplantae, Streptophyta, Magnoliopsida, Rosales, Rosaceae. The record is from the annotation of a GenBank genome assembly.
AUGCCUUUCGGCUUCUCCAACGCCCCGUCGACUUUUCAAUCCUUGAUGAACGAUAUUUUUCGGCAGUUUCUUCGCAAAUUUGUCAUGGUAUUUUUUGACGACAUCCUCAUUUACAACACCUCCAUGACUGAUCAUUUGACACAUUUAACUGCAGUCUUCUCUGUCUUGCGUGAUCAUGGCCUAAAAUUGAAGCUUUCCAAGUGUGACUUUGCUCAACCCUCCAUGAGCUACUUAGGCCACGUCCUCUCCGCUGCAGGUGUUGCGGUCGACCCCCAAAAGAUCCAUUGCAUUCAAGAGUGGCCCCAACCCAAGACCCUCAAAGCGCUGCGCGGCUUCCUUGGCAUCACAAGUUACUAUCGGAAGUUUGUCCGUCAUUAUGGUCUUCUAGCCAAACCUCUAACAGAUAUGUUGAAGCAUGAUAGUUUCUCUUGGACUCCAAGUUCUACCCACGCAUUCACAGCCCUCAAGCAGGCCCUGGCCACAACUCCAGUCCUUGCUCUGCCUGAUUUCACACAACCUUUUGUUUUGGAAUGCGAUGCUUCUAACACAGGCAUUGGUGCUGUGCUGUCCCAAAACCAUCACCCCAUCGCUUACCUCAGCAAGCCCCUUUCCUUGCGUAAUCAAUCCUUGUCCACAUACGAAAAGGAAAUUGAAAAUACAUGCAGGAUGACUCAAAAUGCCUAG